This is a messenger RNA of Polychytrium aggregatum, 2423 nucleotides long. RefSeq lists its product as uncharacterized. NCBI's taxonomy places the organism in Eukaryota, Fungi, Chytridiomycota, Chytridiomycetes, Polychytriales. The transcript is spliced from 6 exons. The record is from RefSeq and is a predicted model, not a curated record. Bases 53 to 2362 code for a protein of 769 amino acids.
ACCUCUUGCUUGAUCUGCGCUCGCUUCUCGUCCUCGCACCGCCAGAGCCGUCAUGCAGCCCACAUCCACCAGUCGACAUGGAGAGCUGCUCCUUGCGAAGCAUCUCGAGCUAUGGCCGACCGACGCCCAGAUCUCGGAGGCCAGGGGGCUAUCGUCCGAUUUUGUCUAUCCACGCAUGUCCGACUACACCAAACUGCAUAGCUUCCGGAUCGGAGUCCUCGUCCAGCACCACCAGCAGGAGAUCUAUCAGGCUCUUCACAGCGCACCUCAGCCCGAAAAGCGACAGCCGCCCGCCGACAGGGCCUAUCUCUUUCAUGCCACACAGUCGCUCGUUUCGCAGCUGGAGCGCUGCAACCUGGAGGUUCCGUACCAUAGCCGCAACGGUGAGCCCACGCAAAUUCUGGAUCUCUCGCCUGAUCGCCAGCCGCCAUCGUCUGGUCUGCAUACCCUACUCGAGAAAUACAGAGGCGCCAUCGCGGCCGAUCGAGCAAUGGUCGAGGCCAAUCGGGAGUUGGAGGAGCAAUAUCUGCAGCUGCGGAACCGGCAGAACGACCAGCUCCUGGAUCUGCACAAGCACCAGACGGCGUCAACUAUAGCCUUUGAGAGACAUCUGCAGGGGCCUUCCGUUCGGACAUCACGAUCGACGGAACAGAAGGCCGGUGCUGGCGCUGCAUCGUCAACAUUGCCCCCGCGCAGGACGUCGUCUCCAACAGCUUAUUCGCCAAACGCGGAACGAAAGGAUAACGAUAGGAGUGCCCAGAGAGGCUCUGACAGCGACUCCAAACGUGAUCCUCGCUCAGACUACAGGAGUGACUCUCGGCCUGAGUACAGAGGCGAUUCUCGACCAGACUACAAAUCUGCUUCUCGCACGGACAGCAGACACGAUCCAAAAGCGGACAGCAGAUACGACCCAAGAGCAGACAGCAGACACGAUUCAAGACCGGAGAGCAGAUACGAUUCAAGAGCGGAUGGUCGAUACGGCUCUCGGUAUGACACCAAAUAUGACUCGAGGGCAGACUAUCGCCGCGACUCGAGGCCGGACCACCGCUAUGAUCCAAGAUCGGACUACCGACGUGACUCUCGACCAGACCCAAAGUACGAUUCGCGCCCAGAUCAUCGAUAUGAGUCCCGGCCCGACAACCGAUACGAAUCUCGGUCGGACUACAGACAAGACUCACGCCCUGAUCACAGGCCCGAUUCCAGAUAUGAGCCGCGCCCCGAUCAAAGCUCAUAUCAAAAGACGGACCACAGGCCCGGCAACCGGCCUGAUCCCAGAUCGGAGCCCAGGACAGACCCAAAGCCUGCUCCAAAACCCGAAGCCGCCAAGCGCGAUCUGAGGCAGAAUACCAAUGCCGGCACCGUUUCCGACCCACGUCGGCCGGCUGCUGCCGAAACCACGCCCCCUCGGCCUACCCCUGCCGAGCGCUCUAAACCAAAGGCGCCCGCGAAGACACCGGCCGAGCCCGAUACUCCUGCGAUGGCUGCGGCCCAUGUGGCUCUCGAGACACCAGAGGCACCCGAGGCACCCGUUGAUCCACCGCCAGCGCCAAACAAGACCAAGCGAAUUACGAUCGCCACAUCGGAUGACGAAGUCAUCGCUACCCGCGAGAUCACCGGCGAAGAGUACCAAGCCAUCCUCACCAAGUUGGUCAAGUACGUCCACCACUGGCGCGAGACACUCCCACGAGAGCCUUUCGUCGACUGGGGAUAUCGUCUCUGUCGGUGUAACAUCGAGCUCGGUCCAGAGAGCAAUCGGCUUGGCUUCAAAGCUGUCAUGUCUGUCAACUCUGAAGUUGAUAUUGAAGUACCCUCUCGUCUCAAGUGCUGGGAGCAGCUGCACCUGGGGCAGUGGUGGGGACACCUGGGUCGGAUGCUGCAAAACCCCAGCAACACCAAAAUCCUUGUAUCUCUACCUGAUCGAGGCACGGGAACGGUAUCGGAGAGCCAGGUCGAGACAUUUGUUUCCCAAGAAGAACUGAAGGUGUUCAAAGCCAAUGUGAAUCGUCCGGGAAUCCGGUCGGUGUAUCUGAUCCCGAUCUCGCACAUCAGCUGCAGCGAUGCUUCGUUUGUGCUCGUGCGGCCGCUGUUUGUCGGUAUCGUUGUGAACUCGACGCAAGCCAUCCCCAGCGCGGUAGACGACCGAUGGACGCUGUCGCUCGAACCGCUCGAGUCGAUCAAUGCUCGGAUUGAACAUUCUAUCCAAAGAACUAUGGGCGAAGCCCCCCACCAGUCCGACGACCCUCUGCAGAACAGUGCGCCUGCGAAUCCCGGCGCUGAUGGCCACGAGGCAAACAGCUACGAGGAUGCCGACCCGUUUCUGAUUCCGCAAGCUGCUCCAGAGCUCCCCGCAGUUUUGAGCUGAGGCUUGCUGUUAACGAUAAGUCAGUGCGUGCCACAUCAAUACACACGAUCAUGAUUUCGAA